Ascochyta rabiei is the source of this 2274-nucleotide messenger RNA. RefSeq lists its product as uncharacterized. Lineage: Eukaryota; Fungi; Ascomycota; Dothideomycetes; Pleosporales; Didymellaceae. The transcript has 5 exons. The coding region runs from base 1 to 2274 and encodes 757 amino acids. Gene Ontology annotation, cellular component: nucleus. Gene Ontology annotation, biological process: regulation of gene expression. The record is from RefSeq and is a predicted model, not a curated record. Gene Ontology annotation, molecular function: protein binding.
AUGAAUCUUGAAUCUUCAGAUAAGUCUGCUAUUGACGCGCUCGAGCUCAGUACGGCACUGGCUCGGCUUGGGCUCAGUCAGUAUGAAGAGCGCCUGCGAGGAAACGGCUUUGAGGAUUGGGAUAGCGUGACAGCAAUCACCGAAACCGAUUUGGCCGAGUUAGACUUCAAGCGGGGUCAUCGCCGAAAACUCCAGCAUGCAAUACGCGAAUACAACAGUUCAAGCGUACCUCAUGAAGAGUAUGGGGCGACAAACCCUGUUCUAUCAUUCGGAGGACAACCCGCUGUUGGUAAUGGAAAAGAUUCUGAGGAAACGCCACAAUCAUCACAGCAGAUAGCGCGUACGACUAGACCGUAUCGACGGCACCCACGACCAGAUCUUAAUGCUCCCCAAAGGCCUAAAACAGCUUAUGUGCUCUUCGGCGAGCAUGUCCGACAAGAUCCAGCACUCAGUAAUUCGUCUUUUACCGAAAUCUCCAAGGAAACAGGAAAACGUUGGAGGGAAUUGUCUCAUGAAGAACGAGUCGACGUCUGGGAUACGCCAGCUGAUAAUAGACUGCAAGAAUACAGAACAGAGUUCGAGCGCUACAAGCAAACAGAGGACUACCGGCGCUACCAAGCAUACCUUGAAGAAUUCAAGCAACGGCAACAACAUCCAGAAUUAGCAUCACCGUCAAAUAACAGAGCCUCGCCCACUCGGGAAUCCGCAAGUUCUAGUCAGCCAAUUGUCUUGCUCGAAGAACUUGAAGCUAUGUACGAAGAGAGCAGGGCAACAGACGAUCUAGAUCUGGGAAGUCAGUCGCAAGAUACGGAAUCGCCCAUCAAUCUUGGGAUAGCGGAAGUGCGUCAUAUCUCAAACGCUCUUGGUAUCAACGCCAACUUGACCAGAGUUGCUGCGUUUCCAUCAGAAGAGAUGACAAACAAAGCUCUUAGAACAUUCCUCGAUGGCACAGGCUCGCUUCUAUUCCUUUGGGACCGGGACGAAGCCUUGAACCUUGUGAGAUCUGUUUACCACCCACAAAGCAACUCCAAACCGAUACUCGCUACCGAGGUAUUCGCAAUGUCAGCAGUAGGAAGCUAUUGCGAUGCAGGGUCUCUUACGAUGUUGGUCCAGGAGAAGUUCCUACAUUUCUUCUUGUAUAUGCUGUCCUUACCUUCAGACAUAUAUGGCUUACGCUACAUGCGUCUUUUUGCCUGCCUAGCGAUAUGUCGUUUUACUAACAGCGUGGAAAGCGCCAGGAGGCUCAUGUUAUCAGCCCUCAACAUAGGAAGGCAGGCACUUACGUCAUCAUCAUUCGAAGUCGAAAAUCCCGGAGGGAAAGCACACCAUUGGCGGAAUGUGUUUCGAAGUGUCAUAUUUCUAGAAAGCUGGUUUUCGUACAACACCGGCAACAAAUCGCGGGUUACCGAACAAGACCUGACCUUCUAUCGUCCUUCUUCUCCGAACGCAGAAGAUGGGCGUGGUGCCCUUCAUGAACGCGUUAGCGAACUUGGCCGAUUAGCUGCAUAUAUAGCGCUUGACUUGAAGACAGCAAAUCGACCAAAAGUCGAGCAGACUUCAGUCCAUUUUGAGUCCCUUAACGAAUGGCACCGUACCCUUCCGCCGCCAAUGCAACUGAGCCGACUCAGUCUUGCAGAUCCUUUUACUAUAAACUGGUCUACAAAGCGGUCUCUUUUGCAGCUGCACAUACUAUUCCUUGGCUUGUUUACUGAGCCAUAUCGGAACCAUUUGCUUGAUCUUGCGUUGUCCCGUUUAGACAAUGCCCCAAUAGACCCGGAGCAUGCGGAUGCUCUACUUCACGUCGAAGAGCAAUGCGUCUUAGCGGCACGACAAUCUGCUCGGGUAGCGUCGAUACUACAGACCGACAACUUGAUUAGGUCACACUGUUGGGUUUCUGUUUAUACCAGCUAUACUGGCUGUGCGAUACUUCUCCUCAGCGCUUCGCAGAGACUACUUGAGCUAUCUGCAGAACAGUGCGUUCAAGACCUGUUGUACGCAACUCCGCAUUUGAGUGCUCUCUCAUUUUGCAGCUACGACAAUCGCAUAGCAAGAAACCUCCAUGGACGACUUCAGAUCCUUUUCAACGAUAUUAGAGAGAUUAGCGUAUCGCCGAUUUAUCGCACAAUGUGCGAGCUGCAUAUCGUCGUCAAAGAACAAGCAUUCGUGUUGCCUGAAAAUUAUGACGCCGUUGAAGGGGCAAAAGAGCUUAGCCAGAUCAUAUUGGGCAUAACAAGAAACAGCAUAGGUCUACUUCAGGACAGCCUAAACUUUUAG